GUCUGUCGUAAAAAUUGUAACUAAUUUAACAUAACAUAUUUAAAUUAAUGAAAAUAUUUUUAAAAAAUGGAUUCAGAGCCAAUGUGCCGGGCUUGUUUAAGUGAAUCUGGUGAUGCUGUUCCAAUAUUUAGUUCUGCAGAAACUUCUGGUGUUCAAAUGCCGUUAUCUGACAUGAUGAUGGCAUGUUCAUCCGUUCAGGUAAUGUCUGGUGAUGGACUUCCUGGACUAAUAUGUUUAGAAUGUUUACGUUCGCUGUUAAUUGCGUUCGAAUUUAAAUUAAAAUGUGAAAAAACUGAUGCCAUGUUACGUGAAUACAUAGAAAAUAACUUAGUACCAAUGCAAGUGGGUACUACCGUGUAUAACAAAUCAGUAACAGUUGAUUCAAAUACACUUGUAUCUGUUGGACAAACAAAUCAUACAACUACAGGUGGUCCUGCUGGUAAUGGUGGUGGCGGUGGAAAUACUAAUGGUGGUGAAAUCAAACAAAUUGUUGGCACAAAUGAAUUAAUAUCAACAAUACCAACAAUUUCUAUAAAUAAUGCAAAUACAAUAUAUAGUAACACAAAUCCAUAUAUUAUACCUAUGGUGGAAUGUGACGUGCUAGUUAAAGAGGAACAAGAUGGGAACGGUGGUACGACUACAAGUGGAAUUGUUAGUGAUGGCGGUAAAAUAUAUCAAAAAACUACUGAAGGUGGCAAUAUUAUGUUGAAAAAAAUUGAAUCAGGUAAUUUAACACCAGUAAACACAACAGUCGACAUGGCAGCAUUUUCAUCACGUUUAAUAUCGUCUGAAAUGAUUCAACAAUCACAACCCUCGCAAAUAACAAUAUACGGUGGAGAGUUUCGUGAUUUAAUUCGUGUUUCUGAAGAACAACAUCAACAGCAACAACAUCAAACAAUUAUAAUGCCAGCUGGUGCAGUAACAUCCAUGGCCGCUGCACAUUGUAAUGUACUCACAACAAAUUCAUAUACAAUUGAUCAUCAUCCACAGCAACAGCAACAAAACCAACAGCAACAAUGUAGUACAAGUACGAUUAUACAACAAAACAAUUGUACAACAACAGUGUCUGCAGCGGCAUCACAAGCUGUAGCAACUAGUAACAAUAAUUUUAUCAGUACAAUGACUAUACCGACAUUUACAACGGUAAAAGAUCGUAAACGACAGUUAUCAACUCAAACUAUCAAUUGUAAUAAAAAAUCUGAUAAUGACUCACAGUCAUCUGAUACAACAAAUGAACAACAACAACAACAUUCCAUUAUAAAUCAUCAAAAUACAACAACAAUAUCUCCACCAACAAAUAAAAAACAAAAAACAUUUAAUCACCAUAAAAAGAAAACAGUUUACAGUGUUGUGGUACCAUCAACACAAUGUGAGAACAAAAUUAUAAAUCGUUUAAAUAAAAAAGAUUGUAAAAAUAAUAAUCAAUCAAUACAAUGUGGCGGUGGAGGUGGUGGUGUGAAACGUACAAUAACAAGUGGUGGGGGAAAUGAAACGAUACAACAACAAUCACAAGAUAUUGUUGUUAGUAGUGGUGCUGGUGGUGGGGGUGAAAAUGUAGAUAAUUCAGAUAGUACACAAAAGAAUAUUAAAGAUAAUAAUAUUUAUUAUCAUACACAACAGACAAAUCAACAAGGGUAUAUCAGAUGAAAUUAAAUGGGUUUUAAAUAGAUACAAUUUCUUUUUAAUUUAAAAUUAAAUGGUAUCGGGUCGUGUUCAGAUAUAUAACGGUUCUUUUUUAAUUGAUAGGUUAAAAAAAAUACUUUUUAAGCCUAUUUUAUACCAAAGGCUAAGAAGCAUGUCAGAUUAAUUUGAAAUUCGUGGAUUUAAUUAAGAUGGUUCCGCCAAAAGUAAAUGUGUAAGGAUAUCUGAGACUAGGUUCCAAAUUUGAGGAUUAAUUCUGUUAGAUGUCUGCGAAAGUAGACGAAAAGUAAGAUUAACAGUUUGUAAAAUCUAUCUUAGUUUUCGAGGUAUCGAAGCCUUAAGACAUUUAUUUCAGCAAAAAUGACAACCUAAUAGUAAUAAUCAUAUUUCGAUUUUUAUUCGAAAUAUAUGACAAACUUUAUUUCUUUUUUUAAGUAUACUUUUUUUAUAUUAAAGAGAGUUAGGGCCCC
Chrysoperla carnea is the source of this 2111-nucleotide messenger RNA. RefSeq lists its product as uncharacterized. Gene Ontology annotation, cellular component: nucleus. The transcript has 3 exons. Gene Ontology annotation, molecular function: zinc ion binding. Lineage: Eukaryota; Metazoa; Arthropoda; Insecta; Neuroptera; Chrysopidae. Bases 67 to 1647 code for a protein of 526 amino acids. The record is from RefSeq and is a predicted model, not a curated record.